Molecule: messenger RNA, 1608 nt
Organism: Linderina pennispora
Lineage: Eukaryota; Fungi; Kickxellomycota; Kickxellomycetes; Kickxellales; Kickxellaceae
Exons: 4
Coding region: 1-1608 (535 amino acids)
Source: RefSeq, a predicted model, not a curated record
AUGCUGAACGAGCAUGACUUUGUUGAGAAGCGUCGUGAGGCUCUUGACCUGCUGCUGGUGUUGGAGGAUAUGCGCGCGCAGCCAGGGCUGAUCAACUGGGGUAUGCCUGGUAUGUACGACCUGCCAAACCUCCAGUUCCUCGACAACAGCUGGCUGCAACCAACGCCGUACCAGGCUCUCAUCGACGGGCAUGAGGUGCGAAUAACCCGCAUACGCACUAUGGUGCGGCCGGAGCUAUUGCAAGACAUGAUGGACCGCAUCAAGCACUUUAUCGAUGCUCCGAUAACAUUGCCCGAAGGGGACUCGCCGUCACCGACCAAGCGGGUAUCGGCCUUCCAGCCUUCCAGCCGGCGUGCUUCAAUGGUUUCACCAACGCCUGUCUGGCCGCAUAUUCUUCGCACUGCGCCAAGUCCAAUGCAGGGCGCGGCUACGCAGGAUGCAAUCCCUGAGGAGCGCAGCGGCAGCACGAGCAAUGACAGUCACAAGCAGCAACCACCUCAGCCCAAAGUCAUGGUGCGAGCGUUCGCGCAGCGUAUGCACAAGGGCUUCUUUUUGCGGGGGUGCUUGGGAUCUGGAAAGAGUCACCUGCUUCUGCUGUUCGCCGUGUACCUGCGGCUGGUGUACACGAAUGUGCGCACGGUAUAUAUUGGCGACUGCGGGGAGUGGGACAAGUGCGAUUCUGCCUAUGACUACAUUGAGCUCAUUCUUGAAGCCAUUGCCUGCUCGCUUGUCGACCACGAGGCCAUCCUGGGCGAAAUCGAUGCAUAUGCGAGUAUUGUCCAGCAGGCACAGCUCAAACUUGUCUUCAUCUAUGACAACCAGCUCUACGAGCGUAUUGCCUACCGCACACUAAUGAACCUCAAGCGCCGUACACCGUGCUUUGCAGUGUUUAGCUCGUUUGACGACAACAUCACGGAGGAAAUCAAGCGCCGGUUCACAUCGACACACCUGUACAUCAACUCGUCGUUUUCGCGCGAAGAGGGCGUUGUUUUCAUGCAGGAGAGGCCGGUCAAGAACACGUGGUUCCAUCCAAACGAGCUGCGUCGGCUAUGCCGCUCUAUGACUGCUCGAAGGGUUGCCAAUGAGCGUGACUUCAUGCGUGCUGCGCAGCAGUUUCGUGAAGAGGAGUCAUUCACCCUGCGUCCGCGUCCAUACUCGUCGCACACGACUGUUGACAACGACAUUAAGAUGACAAUUUUCUGCGUCUACUUUUCGUUCCCUUGCGAGAACCCUGUGGUUGACUGGAACUUUAUCGACACCAGUGGCAUUGAGGAUGGCGUCUUGCGGUUCUCAUGUCCGCGCGUUGCCAAUCUGGUGUUUGCGGAACAGAUUGGCGACGAGAAGCAGGCAUUUGAGCAAAUCGGCAUGCUGAUUGGGGACACUGACGAGGCCAGGCACCAGCUGGCCGUGGCAGCAAUCCGCUGGAUCCUGGACAAGACGGGGGAACUGAUUGAAGAAAGAUCGCUGCGCAUGCGAAGCCGCGAUAUGCUGCGGUACAUGGAUGUGCGCAUCGAACGAAUCCGGGCAUUGGAUGUGGACGAAAUGCUUGACAAAAUGUAUGCUGGAGCAUCUACGUUGGACACCAACUCUGCCAUUGUCUUCUACUAG